Messenger RNA from Sphenostylis stenocarpa, 1470 nucleotides. The record is from the annotation of a GenBank genome assembly. Lineage: Eukaryota; Viridiplantae; Streptophyta; Magnoliopsida; Fabales; Fabaceae.
AUGGAGGGGAACCUAAAGCAGAAAUUGCUGAGAGAGAUAACCUCAGAGGAAGAAAAAGAAGAGGAAUCAUCGUUGGUGAAGAGGGUGUGGAAAGAGAGCAAGUUGAUGUGGAUAGUGGCAGCACCAGCCAUAUUCACAAGGUUCUCCACGUUUGGUCUCAAUGUUAUAAGUCAAGCUUUUGUUGGUCAUAUUGGCCCAAGGGAACUUGCUGCUUUUGCUCUUGUCUUCACUGUUCUCCUACGCUUCGCCAAUGGUGUUCUGUUAGGAAUGGCGAGUGCAUUGUCAACGCUUUGUGGACAAGCAUUUGGAGCAAAAGAAUAUAACAUGAUGGGAGUUUAUCUUCAAAGAUCAUGGAUAGUUUUGUUCUUGACAGCACUUUGUCUUGUUCCGGUGUUCAUCUUCACAAGCCCCAUUUUAACGCUUUUAGGCCAAGAUGAGAGCAUAGCAGAUGUGGCAGGAACCAUUUCUCUCUGGUCAAUUCCUAUCAUGUUUUCUUUCAUCUUCUCGUUCACUUGCCAGACAUUCCUGCAAUCACAGAGCAAGAACGUCAUCAUUGCAUUCGUGGCAGCUUUUGCGAUAGUGAUUCAUGUGUUUCUCUCCUGGCUUUUGACAAUGUAUUUCAGCCUUGGGAUUGCUGGUGCAAUGAUUUCAGCAAUUUUGGCAUUCUGGAUCCCCAACAUUGGUCAAAUCAUAUUUGUCACAUGUGGUUGGUGCUCUGAAACAUGGAAAGGUUUCUCCUUUUUGGCAUUCAAAGACCUCUGGCCUGUUAUCAAGAUGUCCCUUUCAGCUGGUGCAAUGUUAUGUCUUGAGCUAUGGUACAACACAAUAUUGGUUCUUUUAACGGGUAACAUGGAAAAUGCAGAGGUCCAAAUUGAUGCUCUAUCUAUAUGCAUCAACGUCAACGGAUGGGAAAUGAUGAUAGCACUUGGUUUCAUGGCUGCUUCAAGUGUUCGAGUGGCAAACGAGCUUGGAAAAGGAAGCUCCAAAGCUGCAAAGUUCUCUAUACUUGUGACAGUGCUUACAUCAUUUUCAAUUGGGUUUCUCUUGUUUAUACUUUUCUUACUCUUAAGAGAAAAAAUAGCCUAUGUAUUUACUACAAGCGAAGACGUGGUUAAUGCUGUUGGGGAUUUGUCACCUUUGUUGGCAAUUUCUCUGUUACUAAAUAGUGUUCAACCAGUGCUCUCAGGGGUUGCUAUUGGAGCAGGGUGGCAGAGCAUUGUAGCAUAUGUGAACAUAGGGUGUUACUAUGUCAUAGGUAUUCCUGUUGGAAUAGUACUUGGUAAUGUUUUCCACUUGCAAGUUAAGGGUGUUUGGAUUGGAAUGUUGUUUGGAACACUAGUUCAAACUAUAGUCCUUAUUAUAAUCACAUACAGAACUAAUUGGGAUGAACAGGUAAUGAUAGCCCGUAGCCGUAUUAAUAGGUGGUCUAAAGUGGAUCCUGAUCAUGAAACAAUUAGAUCAGAUCAUUAG